This is a messenger RNA of Branchiostoma floridae (Florida lancelet), 1756 nucleotides long. Its product is annotated as coadhesin-like. The transcript is spliced from 9 exons. Bases 46 to 1668 code for a protein of 540 amino acids. The record is from RefSeq and is a predicted model, not a curated record. Lineage: Eukaryota; Metazoa; Chordata; Leptocardii; Amphioxiformes; Branchiostomatidae.
GAGAUAAUAUGACUUUUGUUCCAGGUGAGCUAGCCUGAACACAUCAUGGACCGGCGAGUGUCGGUAUCCGUGGGGCUGCUAGUCCUCGUCGCUAUGGGCACUGGUGUGACUGGUCAAGAUCCGUGUAUGCCCAGCAACUACAUUGAACUGAAUGAGCCAUGGCGGAACGUCCAACAGACUAACGACGGUACCCAGAAUAUGUGUGACAAUGGGUUUGCCGGAGAGUGGUACCGCUUCACGGGUGCAGCGGGAGAAGCCAUGCCGACACAGGCGCCCCCGAGCGUGAACAGGUGCGGCACCGACGCCCCGAUGUGGAUGAACGGACAACAUCCCACCCUUGCUGACGGUGAAGUCUCCCGCCAGGCGUGUGCCUUCUGGGGCAGUAACACAUGUAGGUGGGACACAACCAUCCAGGUGCGGGCCUGCAGCGGCGGCUACUUCGUGUAUAAACUCCCCGCGGCUCCUGCGUGCAGCCUGGUCUACUGCGGUGCCGGUGCGAUGAGUGUUGAUGGCGGAUGGUCUGACUGGGGCCCAUGGUCCACCUGCAGCGUGACAUGUGGAGUCGGUGAGCAGACUCGGGACCGAACCUGCACCAAUCCUGCACCAGCUAACGGUGGGGCGGACUGUGAUGGACUAACGCAGGAGACACAAGCAUGCAACACAGGGGUGCUCUGUCCAGUUGAUGGUGGUUGGACUGACUGGGGCUCAUGGUCCGCCUGCAGCGUGACAUGUGGAGUUGGUGAGCAGACUCGGGACCGAACCUGCACCGACCCUGAACCAGCUAACGGUGGGGCGGACUGUGAUGGACUGGCUCAGGAAACACAAGCCUGCGACACGGGGGUGUCCUGUCUAGUAAUAGUUGAUGGUGGUUGGACUGACUGGGGCUCAUGGUCCGCCUGCAGCGUGACAUGUGGAGUUGGUGAGCAGACUCGGGACCGAACCUGUACCAAUCCUGAACCAGCUAACGGUGGGGCAGACUGUGAUGGACUGGCUCAGGAAACACAAGCCUGCGACACGGGGGUGUCCUGUCCAGUUGAUGGUGGUUGGACUGACUGGGGCUCAUGGUCCGCCUGCAGCAUGACAUGUGAAGUUGGUGAGCAGACUCGGGACCGAACCUGCACCAACCCUGCACCAGCUCACGGUGGGGCGGACUGCGAUGGACUGGCCCAGGAAACUCAAGCCUGCGACACGGGGGUGUCCUGUCCAGUAUUGCCGACCCGAGAUUGCUCGGACGUGUACCCUCACCUGCGCCCUGCCGGUAACUUCGGCAGGUACCAGAACAAAUACUGCUUUUGGUCCUCUGCAUGGAGAAACAGACGGCUGAACUACACAAAAGCCCAACAAGAGUGCGAGUCCAAUGGUGGGACGUUGGCUAUGAUCAAAGAUGCCAGUGUGCAGGCAUUUAUCAAUAACCUCCUGAAGACUAGUAGCGGUAGAACUCAAAGGAACUACUGGAUUGGCCUGGAUGACCUGAACAGGGAGGGUGUGUUUGAGUGGAAUGACGGGACCAAACUGGGAAGCUAUCGCAGGUUCAAGUCCAAACGCCCUCACAAAAUAAGGGACUGUGUGGCCCUGUGGAGGACGGCCAAACUAAGUCGUUGGUUCCCACUGAAGUGCAAGAUCCAUCUGCCCUACAUCUGUCAGAUGGACUACAAUGUGAACAACUAAGUUGAUGACAUACGUGACGUCAGCCGAACAGCCUUAUGACGUCAGGACAACGUUACAACAACACCAGAAUGUUGUCAGGCUAGACAAG